Messenger RNA from Haliotis rubra (blacklip abalone), 860 nucleotides. Its product is annotated as signal recognition particle 14 kDa protein-like. Bases 48 to 362 code for a protein of 104 amino acids. The record is from RefSeq and is a predicted model, not a curated record. Gene Ontology annotation, biological process: SRP-dependent cotranslational protein targeting to membrane. Gene Ontology annotation, molecular function: 7S RNA binding; endoplasmic reticulum signal sequence receptor activity. Gene Ontology annotation, cellular component: signal recognition particle, endoplasmic reticulum targeting. Lineage: Eukaryota; Metazoa; Mollusca; Gastropoda; Lepetellida; Haliotidae. The transcript is spliced from 5 exons.
AUCAACAUACUGACUUCAUUGCAAAAGAGUUUCACCGUGUUGGCAGCAUGUUGUUGGAAAAUGACUUUUUCCUUACGGAGCUCACUCGACUUUUCCAGAAGGGUAAAACAUCUGGAUCCAUCAGCCUAACGAUGAAGCGAUAUGAUGGCAGAACAAAACCUUUACCCAGAGCUGGACAUGUACCUGACCCAACAGAGUACAAGUGUUUGAUACGGGCAACCCUUGGCAGCAAGAAGAUCAGUACAGUUGUGCAUCAGAAGGAUGUUAAUAAGUUUCAGUUGGCAUAUGCAAAUCUUCUCAAAGGAAACUUGGAUGGUAUGAAGAAGAAAGACAAAUCAAAGAAGAAGAAAGCCACUCAGUAGACGAUGGUCGUAUACAUUGUCAUAAAAUAUCAUCACCCUGUCUAGUGAACACGGCGGACAUGAACUUUGUUGUGGUUUUGAUGUCUCGACUGGCCUUCCAUCUUUCCACUGCACAUAUUUAUCAAAUACAUGGCAAAUACAACUCCAAAUCUUGUGGUUGUGUACAGGAGACGUUCAAUGAAUUUCACUUAAAGCCAUACACGUUUCCUACAGUCCAGGCCUAAUGUAUGUAAUCAGUUCCACAAGAGCUGUUUCAGGCCAUGAAGCCCCAAAAUAAUAGGCUUUAGGUCUGCCAAUCAUCCUCUCAUCAUCAAUGAUAUUCAAGAAUCAAGGUCCAUAAAUAUCCAAUCUGAAUCUUGUAUUGAAGUUUCAGUUUAAUCAUGAAAAACUCAAUUUCAUUUACCUUCUUAACAUGGUCUUUAUGACUAUUUCUUUCUUUCAAGAUGCGGGAAGAUAACCAGAUGGUUUUGUUUUUAGAAUAAAAAGUAGUGAACUAUU